Saitoella complicata NRRL Y-17804 is the source of this 2739-nucleotide messenger RNA. RefSeq lists its product as uncharacterized. The transcript is spliced from 2 exons. Gene Ontology annotation, biological process: DNA-templated transcription; positive regulation of transcription by RNA polymerase II. Bases 1 to 2739 code for a protein of 912 amino acids. Gene Ontology annotation, molecular function: sequence-specific DNA binding; zinc ion binding; DNA-binding transcription factor activity, RNA polymerase II-specific. Lineage: Eukaryota; Fungi; Ascomycota; Saitoellomycetes; Saitoellales; Saitoellaceae. The record is from RefSeq and is a predicted model, not a curated record. Gene Ontology annotation, cellular component: nucleus.
AUGCCCACGCCGAUUACGCCGAUGAUGGCCGAGCAUCAUGUUCGAGAUGUUCCGAUAGGCGGCUCGCCGAUGGUCUCUCCGCAACCCGGCGGUCAGAAUUCGAAGCGCAGACGAGUCACUCGUGCUUGCGAUGAGUGUCGGAAGAAGAAGAUCAAGUGUGAUGGUAAAAAGCCGUGUACGCAUUGUAGCGUGUAUAGCUAUGAGUGUACUUUUGAUCAACCAUCGCAACGUCGACGGAAUCCGGCUCCCCAAUAUAUCGAGUCGCUUGAGACCAGACUGCAACGGAUGGAGGGGCUAUUGAGAACGUUAUUGCCCGAUGUCGAUGUGAACAACCCAGAACUCGUGGAUUUGAAAGCCGCGAUGCUCGCGCAACGCCAGAAGCAGCAAAACCAGAUGCCACCACCACCACCGCCGAACUACGGCGACCACCACCACUCAAGCGAAAGUUCCCACUCACAUAGCAACUCCCAUCCAGAAGUAGCACUGUCACCAUCAUCCACGGACAGCAACGACAACGUCAUGGAGUCUAUGAUCAACAAUGUCGGCAGACUUACUCUCGACGAAUCAGGUCACUUCGAUUUCAGGGGAGGCUCAUCCGGCGCUCUCUUCGUCAAUCGCGUACGAGAAUCGGUAUUUAAGGCGCUUGGAUGUCAACAACCAGCGGAUCCUGGAGUAGAAAUGGCGGCAAUCAACCUAUCAGGUGCUUUUCCGGUCGCGGACAACGAGGAAGAAGGAGAGGGGUUCGCGCCGCCUGCGAAGGAGGUCGCGAAGCAGUUGUGUGAGUUGGUCUUUAAUCAUGGAUGGACCGCUGCGAUUCUGCAUCGACCGACAUUUUGGAAGGAGUUUGAGAGGGUGUAUAAGGAGAUGGAGGAACAGGGCGAGGAGGUUAAGGACAGGAGUUCGGAUGGGUUCAUGGGUGUGCUGUAUAUGAUGAUGGCGAUUGGUGGAUUGCUCGGGAAUAAGAACCAGGAGAAGUGGGGCUUCAAGGACAUUCGUCUUGCGAGUUAUCGAUACUUCCUCGCGGCGAAGAACGGUAUCGACACCAUUGACGGCGCGGAUCUUCCGACGUUACAGACGUUGAUUUUGAUGAUCUCGUAUUUACAGUCGAAUUCGAGGAUGUCGACAUGUUGGUCGUACGUGGGAAUGGGAUUACGUUUGGCUCAGCGUCUUGGUCUGCACAGGAACUUGCCGUACCGGUUCUCCACGAUAGAGAAGGAGGUCCGCAAGCGUGUAUUCUGGACGCUUUACAACUCCGAUAUCUACCUCAGUGCGAUGCUGGGUUUGCCUCGUUGCAUGCACGACGCCGACGUCGACCAAGAAUUCGCUGCGGAUGUAGAUGAUGAGCUCAUCACGGAUCAAGGAAUCGGGACUCAGCCUGCGGGUGUGCAAGCGUUCAUGGCGGCGCCGAUUGCGUAUACGAAGCUGUUGAAGAUCCUGAGUAAGGUCAUGACUGUGAUUUAUCCCGUACAACCUAAGGCGGACACACCAGCGAACUACGUCGCGCAGCACGACGUCGAAGAACUCGAACACGAUCUCGAAGAAUGGGUUGCGAGCCUCCCGAUUGGCAUGAAGCCGGGUGUUGAUGCUACUGGACAGAGAUAUGCUGGUCAUGCACGUUUCUUGGGAGUUGCGUAUGGACAUGUCAGGAUGAUUUUGUACCGCCCGUUCUUGCAUUACCUAAGUCGACCACCAGGAAGUCCUGAUUACGAGGAGCACUCGUUUCAGUAUGCGAAGAACUGCUGUAAGACGGCGUGUUCGAUUAUCAACUUGGUGGAGGACAUGCGGAGCAAGGGUUCGCUGCACGGGGCAUAUUGGUUCGCAUUGUUCACGACGUUCUUCGCAUGCGCGGUUCUCAUCUUCGCUGUUGUGCAAGCGCAGGAAGGGGCUGAGGCCGAGAAGGCACUUGCUGCGCUCGAGACUGGCAAGUCUUGCUUGGUUAUCAUGAGUGAAACGAGUCAGACUGCGAAGAAAUGUAUCAACAUCGUGGAGGACUUGUGUAUCUCCAUGAACAAGUACCUUGCCGCGGCGAAGGAUUUGAAGAAGCGUGGGCAAUUGCCACAGGUUAGGCGUACCGCAUCCCGCAAGCGGAGACACGACCCUCCGGCAGGACAGGGUAUCUCAAGGGCACAUACCUUGCCUGCCAACAUGGAGGCGGGCGCGGCCUUGCCACGUCAACCCCAUAUCCCUCGAUCGCAGACAGCCAUUUCGCACGGUACUGCAACGUCGACGCCGAUUGCAUCAAGAGACCAGUCACCUGUGAGGCAGUUGCAGCAGUAUAGCGAGUCAGCACGCGCGAGUCCAGAGUCGUUCCAGCACCUUAACACUGUGUACGCUCCUGCCAUGCCCGCGCAAGGACAGGCUUUCAGUACAUUCAACAGUCCUGAUACAGCCCUCGCCAAUGCGAACUUCAACGAGCAGUUCGGUGCUUCGGACCCGCCAUCUGACAACCUCUUGCAGAUGCCUGAUCUGAAUGCAAUGAACGCCAUGCUCUUCCCCACGGCCUCCAACUAUCAAUUCAUGCCCCAACAAGCAGCUGUCAACCCCAACCCGAUGAUGGGCGUUGCAUUAGGCGACUUUACUGGCUUCACCGGUUAUACAGGCUACGAGACCCCUAUCUUUAUGGAAGAUGGACAAGGACAGGAUCAUGGACCAACACCAGCAUUUGGAAAUUCAUCGGGAGUGCCGAUGAUGGGAUGGGAUGAGUUUAUGUCAAAUCCGGGUUGGAUGGGUACAUCAUGA